AUCUCAUUAUCUCGUAGUAAUUUCAUACACACCCCGCCCGCAUUUCUACUGUAGCGCGGUAGUAGUAUAAAUAUGGUGGCGCGCAAGCAUUUGAUAAUCAAAUCAAGUCAGAGCGAGAAUUCAAAUGGAAGACGAUACAGGCGAAAAAUCCAGCUUCAUCGUCGGUCUUAUCGAGAACCGCGCAAAAGAGGUUGGAGUUGCUGCGUUCGACUUGAGAUCAGCUUCAUUCCACCUUUCUCAGUAUAUUGAGACUAGCAGCUCGUACCAGAACACAAAGACAUUACUGAAUUUUUAUGAUCCAAUGGUUAUUAUAGUUUCACCUACUAAGUUGGCUCCUGACGGCAUGGUUGGAGUCUCUGAGUUGGUUGACAGGUUUUUCUCUACAACUACAAAGGUUAUAAUGGCUCGCGGUUGCUUUGAUGACACCAGGGGGGCUGUGUUAGUAAAAAACUUGGCAGCGAAGGAGCCAUCUGCGCUUGGUUUGGAUAAUUAUUACAAGCAAUAUUAUCUUUGCUUGGCUGCAGCAGCCGCGACCAUCAAGUGGAUAGAAUCAGAGAAAGGGGUGAUCAUCACUAACCACUCCUUAUGUGUUACUUUUAAUGGAUCAUUUGACCACAUGAAUAUAGACGCUACCAGUGUCCAGAACUUGGAAAUCAUUGAGCCGAUGCACUCUAGUCUUUUGGGCACUAACAACAAGAAGAGAAGUCUGUUUCACAUGCUCAAGACAACGCGGACGGUUGGAGGGACAAGACUUCUGCGAGCCAAUCUUUUGCAACCUCUUAAAGACAUUGAGACUAUUAAUGCACGACUGGAUUGCCUGGAUGAAUUGACAAGCAACGAACAGCUGUUUUUUGGCUUGUCCCAGGCCCUUCGUAAGUUUCCAAAAGAAACGGAUAAGGUCCUUUGUCACUUCUGUUUUAAACAAAAGAAAGUUACUAAUGGAGUCUUGGCCAUUGACAAUUCCAGAAAGAGCCAAAUCUUGAUAUCAAGCAUUAUUCUUCUCAAGACGGCUCUUGAUGCAUUACCAUUACUGUCCAAAGUGCUUAAGGACGCCAACUGUUUUUUACUCAGAAAUAUUUACACGUCCAUAUGCGAGAAUGAGAAAUUUGAUCUCAUGAGGAAAAGGAUCGGAGAGGUGAUUGAUGAAGAUGUUCUUCAUGCACGCGUUCCUUUUGUCGCCCGCACCGAGCAGUGUUUUGCUGUCAAGGCAGGAAUUGAUGGACAUCUGGAUAUUGCACGGAGAUCUUUCUGUGACACCAGUGAAGCAAUAUACAACUUGGCAAGCAAAUACCGCAAGGAUUUUAAGGUACCAAAUCUGAAAAUCCCAUACAACAACAGGCAGGGAUUUUACUUUAGCAUACCUCAGAAGGACAUACAGGGAAAACUUCCCAGCAAGUUCAUCCAGGUUAAAAAAAUUCGACCUAUUUUCUUUCAAAAAACUCCUAGGACGAUUCCAACAUCCUCCUUUGGACAUUAUCAGGUCGUAAAACAUGGAAACAACAUACAUUGUUCUUCUCUGGAGCUGGCCUCUUUGAACGUAAGGAACAAAUCUGCAGCUAAAGAGUGUUAUACCAGGACAGAAAUUUGCCUGGAAGGUCUAAUUGAUACCAUACGGGAGGAUGUAUCUAUGCUCACUCUUCUAGCAGAAAUCUUGUGCCUUCUGGAUAUGAUAGUCAAUUCAUUUGCUCAUACAAUAUCCACGAAGCCAGUUGACAAAUAUACUAGACCUCAAUUUACAUAUGAUGGUCCAUUGGCAAUUGAUUCGGGAAGGCACCCCAUCCUUGAAAGCGUACACAACGAGUUUAUUGCCAACAACAUUUUUCUUUCUGAAGCAUCAAAUAUGAUAGUUGUCACAGGCCCAAACAUGAGUGGAAAGAGUACUUAUCUUCAACAAGUUUGUCUUGUAGUCAUCCUUGCUCAAAUUGGUUGUUAUGUGCCUGCUCGCUUUGCAACUUUAAGAGUAGUUGAUCGCAUAUUUACCAGGAUGGGAACUAUGGACAGCGUUGAAUCAAAUUCUAGCACGUUUAUGACGGAGAUGAAAGAAACAGCUUUUAUCCUGCAAAAUGCUUCUCAUAGAAGUCUGAUUGUUGUAGAUGAAUUGGGGAGAGCAACAUCUUCGUCUGACGGGUUUGCAAUUUCAUGGAGCUGCUGCGAGCAUCUUCUGGCUUUAAGAGCGUAUACUAUAUUUGCUACUCACAUGGAAAACCUAUCCCAGUUGGCCACAAUUUAUCCAAAUGUGAAAAUUGUUCACUUUGACGUUGAUAUUAAGAACAAACGCAUGGAUUUCAAGUUUCUACUGAAAGAUGGCCCUCGGCAUGUAGCACACUAUGGCCUCAUGCUCGCGGGUGUAGCUGGAUUGCCAAAUUCAGUGAUAGAGUCUGCAAAAAGCAUCACAUCGAAGAUUACUGAAGAGGAAGUGAAGAAAAUAAGAAUAAAUUCGCAGCAGCAUCAUCAUAUUCAAAUGGCUUACCGUGUUGCUCAGCGGCUGAUAUGCCUAAAGUAUUCCAACCAAGACGAAGAUUCUAUUCGGCAAGCAUUGCAGAAUCUCAAGGAGACUUGUGUUAAUGGAGGGCUUUAAAGCUUUCAUAAAUCCGGUUAUGAUAUUUUAUAUCUUCCUUUUUUUUUUUUGGGUGAUUGGAACUUGUAUUUAGAUUCCCUGAUUUAUUCGCGAGGCCAUUCUUGUGUAACACGCAAUUUUACAUAGUUGAUGCAUGCUACUGAGAAGCAAGUCUGGGAAUAAUGAUGUUUUUUGGGUGGAUACUAACUCACUGAUCGAACAUUAUCCAUCUAAAAUUCGGCAUGGCUUUCGACUCUUUCCAUCGACUGCGAACAAAGGAAAUCCGGAUUCAAUGAAAUCGACUCUUCCUAAUUUGGUUUACGGGAAUGUUUUGGCUGUCGCAGCCUGCUACUAUAAAAACGUUUUAUUUUUUUUGCUAAUUUUUUAGGUUUCCUUUUCGCGAAUAUUUUGUUUUGUAAAGUGACCUAUUUAUCUAGCUUUUUGGUUCGGUGA
Messenger RNA from Erythranthe guttata (spotted monkey flower), 3010 nucleotides. The record is from RefSeq and is a predicted model, not a curated record. NCBI's taxonomy places the organism in Eukaryota, Viridiplantae, Streptophyta, Magnoliopsida, Lamiales, Phrymaceae.